GUUAUUUCAUUGUCAUCGGUCCCGGCGCCCGCGAGUGUUGUCGUUUCGUACCGUAAUAACAAAAUUUAAAUAAAUUAAUUUAAUUAACAUAAUUUUCUUAAUCAAAACUGACGUUCUGCUACUCAUUAACAAACGCGCAAUAGAUUUGUUUUUGACAAUCCUAUUAAUAUGUUGUAUGAUUCAAUGUAAUACAACGUUAGGGUUCUCUUCUUUGUUUUUAUUUAUUUAAAAAAAAAACCGUUAGAGCGUGUCGGAGUGCGCCUUCUUAACUUAUUUCAUAUUAUAUCUCUGGCGAGAAUUUCAUAAUGACAACGGAAACGGCCAAGUCGAUUUUUGCGGUCGAAGGACAUCAUCCACGUUUUGACUACAGCAAACUGGACGAUCCAAAAUCCUAUUGGAACAUGGUCGGUUCGGCGGGUCAUGGCGGAAGCGUGGUAUUGGGCUCAGGCGCGCAUCAAGUGCUCCAGGCCACUGCAUCCACCGAAAGAUUCUGGGCAGAAGAACCCGAAGAGGAAAUUAAACGCAAAGUACAUGACGCCAAGACAAAGUUCCACCGGAACCGACAACUCCAGCUCAAACAUCUUCCGCGUACAGUCACCGAAGAUGAAAUUCGUAAAGCUUUAAUUGAAUUCCCGAUCGAAAGUGUCCAUAUCAGUACAACUUCAGGCAGUAGUAUGGCCAAAGUGAUAUUAGAAGAUCCAGAACUUCGAAUGGAAGAAUGGGAUUUCAAUAAACAAUUUCUUAUUAGAGGACAACGUAUUCCGGUGUCACCUACUCCUACUGAAAUGCUCUUAUGUGUUGCUCGUUUACCUUUAAGCUACACAGAAGAACAAUUUUCUCAACUAAUUCAGAUGUAUGGAGAAGUAGAAAAAUCGUUCUUGAUAAUCAGUGAAAAAACUGGUGAGAAUAAAGGAUAUGGUUUUGUGGAGUAUACUAAAAAAGAGUAUGCAAUUGCUGCUAAAAGUGGUUUAGAUGGCAAAGAAAUAAGAGAUACAAAAUUAGUCUGUGACUGGCUUGAUGGAAGUCAUAUUACAUAUGAAUCACUUCAUUCUAAAUGUCUAUAUGUUGAUAAAUUACCAACUGGAUUCAGAGACAUGAGUGAAUUUAGACAAAUGUUUGCUAAAGUUGUAAAUCCACCUUAUUGCCAGAUUGCUCUCAAAAAUGGAUGUCCAUUGGAUUGGGGACUAGUUGAGUAUAAUUCAGCUGAAGAUGCUGAGAAAGCUCAAACAGAAUUAAAUGGUCAUAUUUUAAGAGGACAAAAAAUUCGUAUCACAUAUUACAUACCUGGGGUUCGAGCUAUUAAUUUAUUUUUAAAAUUAUUAAAUGAACCGAGUAAAUCCAAGUGUGGAGGGCUCUUACCAGACCCUCCUCAAGAAGUUAUUGAACAAUCACUUCAAAAUCUUUCCAAACAAAAUCCAAUUUUUGCUCAAAAUCUUCAAAAUAUUAUUUUCAAUCAAAUUAAAGCAUCUCAAAUGGGUCCUGAAAUACCAGAUUAUUCUGAUUCUUCAUUAAGGUCACAUUUACUUAGUGGAAAAGUUCCUCCAGCAAUGCUCCAUUCACCAACUAGUUUACCAUUCAUUGGUUCAGCUCCAGAGCCAUUUGGGGCAAGAUUGUUACCUAGUCCCCCAGUUGGAGAAGUCCCUCCUCAUUUAGCUUCUGGAUUAUUUGAUGGAGAUCUGACAAAUCCAAUACUUGCAAAUUAUUAUAGAGAACUAUUGACAGCUCAAAUUCUUGCUGGAGCUACUAAGACAAAUGGAUUUGUAGGCUUACCUAAUAGUCAUAAUCCAACAUUUGGUGACAAUGUACAGACCAAUAAUAAUAAUUUAAAUCAUGUUGAUGCCGUACAAAAAGCAUACCAAAACCAAAAUUUACAACAUAAUGUUGGUCAACAGCACAAUCAACAACAGAAUAUAGUUAUUAACAUCUUUGGUGGUGUUAAUUCCACUACUCCACCAGCGACGCCAACUCCAACAACGCCAACAUAUCCAUUUGGUUCUUCAUUGUCCAUAAAUAUGGAUCAAACAUGGUCCAAGAAUACUCAAACAUCAACUACUGAUACGUACUUAGCCAGUCCAAUUGCUGCUCCAGAAAAAUCAUUGAGUUAUUCUCCAUCAUCAACAUGGUCUUUACAAAGCAGCAAUUCAACUCCAUCUCCACAAUCUCUUUAUUCUCCAUUAGCUCCUAAUAUUUGGACACCAACUUCAUCAACUUCAUCUCUUUCGAGCCAAGAUUCAUCUCGUGGCCAAAAACGAGGUAUUCCUCCAUCACCUGAAUUGAGUCCUGAAGGUAUGUAUAUUGGACAACACUCGCAAGGUAUUGGUGGUCACUAUGCUGACUCAUAUUUAAAACGUAAUAAGAAGAACUAAUGCAGCAAAACAUGACUUAGAUAAUUCUAUCUCUUUUGAAAACAAAUAUAUUAUUUUUUCAUUUAUUUUAAACUUGAUAUUUUUAACAUUUUUUGAAAUAGUAAUUUUAGUAAUUAUUUGGAAACAAAUUUUAUUAGUCCGUACUUUAUAUUGCUAUCACCAACUUUAAUUUGAAAAAAUAAUACAAUAUCCAACUUGUCUAUUUCUGUUUAUUUUUAUAAUAUUAUUUACAUCUCUUUUUAGAAUUAAUAUAUUUAAAAACGGACUAUUAUUUAUUCAAUUAUAAUAUUACUUAAGUUCAAUAUUUGACUGAAUUGAUUAGCUUUCAUAUUCAAAUUAUUAUUAUUAUUAUUAUUAUUAUUUUUUGAGAAAAGCAAACAAAAAUCCUUAUAUAUAAGCUCACUAUGUUUUGACUUUGUAUAUUAAUAUUAAUUAA
Messenger RNA from Daktulosphaira vitifoliae (grape phylloxera), 2802 nucleotides. Its product is annotated as ribonucleoprotein PTB-binding 1-like. NCBI's taxonomy places the organism in Eukaryota, Metazoa, Arthropoda, Insecta, Hemiptera, Phylloxeridae. The record is from RefSeq and is a predicted model, not a curated record. Gene Ontology annotation, molecular function: RNA binding. The coding region runs from base 306 to 2366 and encodes 686 amino acids. The transcript has 7 exons.